Messenger RNA from Acanthoscelides obtectus, 6200 nucleotides. The record is from the annotation of a GenBank genome assembly. Lineage: Eukaryota; Metazoa; Arthropoda; Insecta; Coleoptera; Chrysomelidae.
CUUCACGUGAACACAACUGCACUGAGAAAAAUACCAACCGGUGUGAAUUGAAAACACUGUGAGCUCACGUCAGCAAGAAUCAAUGGCACGGCACUCUGUCACGUCACGGCUGAGUGUGAAUGGACCUUUAUGCUAUCAGCUGCCAGUGUCAGGCAGUGACAGUGUUAUGUUUUGUGAGUUUCAUGUACUUUGUGAUAUUUUGCUUUUGAUUUCAAUCUAAAAAGCAUUUUUACUUCAAAAAUAAUGAGUAACACCAGUUUUAUUUUUAACACCAUAUUUUUUAAACCCGUCUAAUUUUAUACUCUCAUUCAACAUUGUCAAGGAUGGCGGCUAAGCUUUCUAGAACCAAAUGUUUACCUAAGCUGCUCCUGAAGAGGACUAGUAUUUUCAGUCAAAAGACGAGAGUGACCAAUCUUGCGGGCUUUUUUAAAGUUGACGAGGUGCAUAAUUGCAAAUUUAGCGUCGAUACGACUCUGCGAGGUACAGCUGGACACGCUGAGACCACCUGUACAACCCAGGGGCUCUCAAAACUGCAGGCUCAGGAGCUGAUUCUCAGAUUGAAUAGUGUUGAACGCAAUCACCUAAUGACUGCUUUGCAAGAGUACAACUCAAAAAUUAUAAAAGAAGAGUAUGAAGGUCAACUAGCAGCAUCUAGAUGGAGAAGUAAAUAUGGAAGGCCAAGUAAACUACCAAGAUUAGGUGAUGUAGACCCUACGGGGUCAUAUUGCACUUUUCCUGAGGACUGGCUGAAGAAGAAAAUGGCACAAUCUGUUCCUAAGCCAACAUCAAGGGACUUAUUAAAUAUAUCAGUAGCCAACUCCAUUCCAUUCAUAGGUUUUGGGUUCCUAGAUAACUUUUUCAUGUUGAUAUUCGGCGAUUACAUUGACUUAUACUUGGGUUCCUACUUUUGUGUAAGUACCAUGGGUGCAGCUGCCAUGGGCAAUACUAUUUCAGAUAUAUUAGGUAUAGGAUCAGCAUUUUACGUGGAAAGAAUAGCUAACCAGAUAGGUUUCAGACCUCCACAACUUUCACCCUUACAGUUGGAUAUGAGCUGUUCAAGGAAUGCAGCUAAUGCUGGUAGGGUGCUAGGAGUUACUUUGGGUUGUAUACUAGGCAUGUUUCCACUGCUGGUAUUAAGAAAAAAUAAAAAAGAAGCAGCCAAAGAAGACGGCACCCCUGAAGUUCCUGAAGAAUGAUGAACGAGUAUACGUACUUUUUUGACUGAUUAGCGUAUGAUGAAAGCUAUCAGGACCAAAUAGAAACUUAAUCAUGCUAGAUGUUAAGGAAGAUAUCGUAGGUAGCAAGGAACAUGAAUGAUUGGUAGGAAAUUGUAUAUUUGAUGAACUAGAAAAAAAGUAUACUUAUCAUAAAAAAGUUGACUAUUUUCAAUAUAUUCUAUAAACUAUACAGUCAGCGCUGUACUGCAGUAAAGAAUUUAUGAAAUAUAAUGAUACUAGAUUGGGUCAAAUCUUAUAUCACACUCCAAAAAUUAAUACUUAUUCUUCACCACUGGUGAUAUUUUUCCAUAAAGAUUUACUACUUCAAGUCUAAGGAUUUUUAUUCUUUUGGUUGCAGUAACUACUAUAAUAGAGUCAAGGAUUAUGUUUCUAAGUUUCUAUAAACUCACUAUCUAGCUACAUGUUUACAGCAUUUAAUUAAAAAAAUGCAUAUUUUUAGCAAGAGUGGAGCUUCUAUAGCAAGUUUAGAUUCAUUCGUCAUUUAGUUUUGUUAUUUGGAUUUUUUCAAAUCUUUUUCGAAUGUUCAUUAUAUUAUCUAUUCAAAAUAAUUAUGAAUAUCACAGCGCUGCCAGUAGGUGCCAUUAUACUUUGUUAAAUAAAAUUAAAUAUUUUCGUUUUUAUAUGCAGAACUGCGGCGAUCAAUCAAUCGGAAAGUAUGACACCAUUACGAAAAUUUGGGGUUUCAGUAAAACUAAUAAUAGCAAUCCAGCUAAAAUAUUUUCAAUAAGGUGGCACUUCAAUUUUUGGAUUCUAUCAUUGAACGUAUUCUGCCUGAAUAUAGGUAACCACGUGCCGUAUUUCGGAGUACAAAAAAAUAUCCGAGAUGAAAUUAUAUAUCCUGGCAUUAUAUUUGAGAAUUUGUCGCAGACAUGUCUUUCCUCUCCGCAAGAAUUAGAAGUCUUCUUAGGAAAGGUUAGUUUCUUAUAGAUGGCAUAUAACUACUACUAACCACCACUAACCUUCCGAGAGUAAUAAUUGUUGCAGGGAGGAGAAACAUAGCUUUGAAUGCAUCGUUGUCUAACUUCAUGUAGAAUCUAUGAUUCUAUGCAAGAUUGUAAAUAAAUUUUGUAUAUAUUAUAAAAUCGAUGUUUAUUCAUGUGUAUUUUAUCUUCUUUUUAACACAGAAUUAAAGAUAUUUAGAAUUAGGAAUCCGACAAUAUAGAUAAAUUGAAUUUCGAACGUUGCAUAGAAUACAAAAAUUUAAUAAUGUACAGGGUGCCCCAUUUAAUAUAAGCAAGUCGGUAUCAAACUUUGGUAUAACCAAAAAUGACAGCAUUUUGAAAAUAUUUCAUCCUAAUCGCUGCCAUCAAUUUUACCAAAACCUUGAAUUUUCGUAAUUGUCUAGAGCAUAAUUUCCAAGUAAUCGAUCGCCACCAAAGAGUAUUUAUAUCAAGAGAACACAUUUCGUGAAAUGCCUUUAUAAUCUGCCGGUGGGUCCCAUUGACCUUGGGAGUCAUCUGCAUUAUAGUAGGGAAGCCUAUCGCAAAUUUUUUGUUCAUCAUGGGGUACAGAUAGUAUAUGACAAAAACUGGCCCAGUUUGCUGUUUAGCAUCAAAAUACGUAAAGUUUAACCAUGUAGCUUUCAGAACUUUGUAAUCGGCUCUUGGACUAUUACUGGUACAAAUAAAAGUAAAUUAAUUAUUAUUAUUAAUUAAAUGCGUUGAGUACAAGUGAUGGUCAAUGAAUUAAUGUAAAAAGGAUUAUCUAUCUGGCAAUAAAUCAUUCAUUUCAAGUGAGAACAGGUGAGUUUAGUUGCUAUCAGCUGUUUUGUGGACGCCAUGUUUCUGGAGUCAUCUCAUAUCUCGCCUUGUCUAACUGUAUUCUCUUUAUAUAACUACUCUUUGAUUAAACAUAAUAAGCAAUAAUUUUUCGCAUUUGUGUUAAGAGUAUAUAUUACAUGUUAUGUAUAUGUGUUGAUAAUGUAUAUUGUAAAUAUUUUUUAAUUCUAUAUAAUAUUUAUUGUUCUUCUGAAGCUACUAUUACUUUUAUUGUUACUUGAUUUAAAUGUAUUGCUUAUUUUAUAUGUAUGGUGUAUUUAAAUCCAUAGAAAAUCAUUUUUACAUAAAAAGAUACACCGAUUCUAUAAUGAACUGUUGAAGAUUCAUUGAAAUAUUGGAUUUAUUUUUUUGUGUUAUUAAAGCGCGUGAGAAUGUUAACUAUGUUGUUGUGGUCAUUUAUUUUCUACGCAAUAUAUGUUAUACUUAAGAUAACUAGGUAAUUGAGUGGUGUUGUUUUCUAAACGUUUAUGUAAUUAAGUGCAAUUUAUCCAAAGUUUUUCAAAAAGAUCAAUUCAGCGUAACUCCGUUCGUGUUUAUAGUUUUUUAAAACAACACUUUUCUUUCUGUUCCAUUAUGUCAUAUUAAUUCGAAAUGUAUGAAUAUUCUGAAUCUCUCAAAUGAUUAACCACACUGUAAAAGUAACAACACAUUUCCUAUUCUAGAUCUCAUGUUAAGGUAGCACAGAAAUACUCAUUUGGCUCAAUAACAUUCUUCAGGAUACAGCUAUGACUCAAACUGUGUGCUAAAAAUUCUCAUACAUAUAUGUUAUAAGUCUUGUGUAUAACCCUCAGGGGUAGAUAAAGUAUACUAUAAACCCUCCAUAUUUUCAUACUUAGUGAUCCACUAUUUCAUUGAUUCUAUAUAUUUCACGAUUUAUUCAGACAAUUCUAUGCAGUCACUUCUUUCCAAAAUACUUUCCCCGUCAUAUUUUUAGAUACGAUGGCGUUACUGAGAAAAUCAGUUUUUAAUAGGUUUCAUCAGUUAUAGCGGAAAACGGAGACGGUAUAUGUGGAACCUCCUACAGGGCCAUGGAGUAACAAUUUAAUCAUAUUGGCAGGCCAUAUUUACAGUAGUGCCAACAGGGCCAUGGCUUGGGGCGGCAGGUUGCGAGGGGCGGACCACCUCGAACGUCACAGCUUGAUUAGCCACAGGCAGUACGGUUUCCGGCACCAACGAUCUACAGGGGACCUCCUAGCUUACGUCACGCAACUGUGGAGUAAACUCAUCCAGUCUCAUGGUGAGGCUCAUGUCGUUGCUCUUGACAUCACGAAAGCGUUCGGUCAGCUGUGGCACGCUGCCCUCUUGAGCAAACUUCCAUCCUACGGCCUCCCAAAAAAGCUUUGCAGAUGGGUGGCUGACUUUAUCUCUGGCCGCAAGAUGUCCGUCGUAGUUGACGGAUUCUCCUCUUCAUCCCACGGCGUCGGCGCGGGUGUUCCCCAGGGAUCGGUCUUGGCUCCAACACUGUUUCUCUUACAUAUCAACGACCUCCUUUCCUGCACGAUCAACCCAAUCCACAGCUUCGCUGAUGACAGCACUCUACAUGCAGGAAUUCAGAGUGACAAGCCGAUCUCUGCCGCUGAGCUGGAAAAAAGAAGACUAGCGACGACUUCUUCUCUGACAAGAGACCUGGAGGCUAUCACUGCUUGGGGACGCAACAAUCUUGUACAGUUCAAUGCUUCCAAAACACAGUAAUGUACUUUGACGAACAAAAAGCGUCCUAGUGCUCAUACAGUUUCGAUGGACGGUCGAGUCCUACCAAAGGGCCAUUCAUUUCGGCUGGUCGGAGUCCAGAUCACCGAGGACCUGAUCUGGCACGAACACAUCUCUUCAAUAGCUGCAGCUGCUGGGAAAAAGCUAGGCUAUUUGUUUAGGGCUAAGAAGUACUUUUCUCCGCAUGACCUUCUCACUCUAUACAAGGCCCAGAUAAGGCCUAGCCUCGAGUAUUGCUCACACAUUUGGGGUGCUGCCGCCCCGACUACAUUGUCCAUGCUCGAUGCUGUCCAGAGGAGGGCGGUCCGACUGAUCGAUGACUCUUCUCUAACAGACAGUCUCGGGACUCUUUCGCACCGGCGGGCCGUCGGCGAUCUAGCUCUUUUCUAUCGCUACACCAACGGGCUUUGCUCCUCAGAGCUCUCUUCCAUGAUGCCGCCGCGCGAUGUGCCUGCCAGACAGACCCGCCUGACUUCGGCGUCCCAUCCUAACCGUGUCAAACUUCGUACAUCCAGAACUGGCCGAUACGACCGCUCCUUUGUCCCGAGAGUGUCUAGAUUGUGGAACAAACUACGGGAGGAAGCUUUUCCCAGUUCUACUAACCUUAAGCAGUUCAAGAAUCGUAUUAACAAAAUUUCUUUGGGAACAUCAUAGCAGCCGCGGUGUUCCGGCAUUUAGGCUUCUGCCUGCGCGGCUGUUUCGAUAUAAAAAAAAAGCUGCUCUAUUGUGUGCGUUUUUGAUUAUUUUCCGUUCCUUCAUGGGACGCAAAGGCAAGUCCAUUGAGGGGAAGUCAUCACCCCUGACGAAUCGAGAUUAGUCCGCGCCAAAGCCGCCUCCCUCCCUCCGCUCUUUAAUUUUUAAUCGGCGUUAGACACCAAACCCCUCCUCUCCCCCGGAGACGAACAUCUUCGAGGAUGACUGUCGCGCACUUGAUGGGGCGGCAACACUUGAGUCCCAGGGUGGUGAAUCUUAAAACAGGCCUCUGUAUAAUGGGCACCUUUUGUGACUGCUUUCCUCUUCACAACCCUGCAAUGUUAUUUCUUCUAAAAGAAGAAAUGCAUUAGUAAUGAAGUAUCUCUUAGAUUUUGUCUAGAAUAAGCUAGAUACACUUUGGCCUCUGUACUAGCACCUUGCAUAUUUAAUCCAACCUAUGACUAUAAUCAUCAUCUAUUUUUUCACUACCUUUCUAUUAUUGUGCGAUAUUAGGUAGCAAAGUUGGUAUCAUGUAUGGUGACAUAGUUUAUUCGAUUGAUUGUGUAAUAAUUAUAAGCUGAAUAAACUUGAACCAUCUACUGCUAUUUAGACUAUAAUAAAUGUUUACGAUAAAUGUCCAAAAUUCUGUAAUGAGAUGUGUUCAAAUAAAAUGUGGUCCCAUCCAAAGAAUGAGCUUCGCUUUGUCAAAAGAUUAGACAAAAUAUAUUAAAAUACAUGCAAAGAAUAUGUGUAAAUGUCGAUAAUAAACACUUGUUAUAUA